This is a messenger RNA of Ctenopharyngodon idella (grass carp), 2986 nucleotides long. RefSeq lists its product as uncharacterized. The transcript is spliced from 2 exons. Gene Ontology annotation, biological process: SCF-dependent proteasomal ubiquitin-dependent protein catabolic process; protein polyubiquitination. NCBI's taxonomy places the organism in Eukaryota, Metazoa, Chordata, Actinopteri, Cypriniformes, Xenocyprididae. Bases 650 to 1774 code for a protein of 374 amino acids. Gene Ontology annotation, cellular component: SCF ubiquitin ligase complex. Gene Ontology annotation, molecular function: protein binding. The record is from RefSeq and is a predicted model, not a curated record.
AAAUGUGACAAAUCGAUACCGCUGUCGCUAGAUGCGGAACUCAUGACAGUAGAAGUCGAAAAGCAUGUUAAGCCUGUCCUAAAAUCAGUUCUUUCGAUCUGAAUCCUGUUUUAACUAUAUUUGGAGAACAUCUACAGAGCUGUUCCCGGAUCAGCCAUUAACACCCAGGCUGCAGCACGCACACUGAUGAUGUCAGUCGCCGAGAACAACAACAGUCUCUCACAGGGAUUCUCAGCACAGCUUAGCUUCUUAGUUUGCUCUAAAGUGCUGACUAAUUCUCACUAAUUAAAGUGUCGUUUUUGAACUAAGAGCUCAGUCAGAUUCACACGAGAGUUUGAGUUCAAUUAUUCUAUUGAGCGAACUUACAGAAGAUAUUUUACAGCUAUUGCUAAAAUAUGUCAGGCCGCAGUGACAGGCUAACGACGCGCUACUAGCGGUCAAUAAAACUAUUUUGUAUAGUUUGGUUUAAAAAAAAUAAAUUACACGCCUUAAUUCUUCCAAAAACAGCAAUGUGCUAAGUUGUCCUUGCGAUUAAUAUUAUCUUUACAUCUCAGGAAUCUGCUAGUAUGUUAAAGGUGCAGUCAAACAUCUCUCAGUGAGAGAGCAAGACAAAGGAUGAUCUUGAAGAUUUAACCAAGCACUGAGCAUCAUGCCUCAACGGAAGAGAGCCCUUGUUCCCAUUAAUACAAGGAGAAGGGUUAAAGGUGAUGAAGAUUACUUCCCUUUCAACUCCCUACCGGUGGAAUGUCAGCUCCAUGUGCUCUCGUUCCUGAGUGAGGUGGACAAAUGCAACGCUGCUCUUGUGUGUGCAAGCUGGAGUUGCUUAGUGCGCUCCGGAAAGCUCUGGAGAGUCGCAGACUAUUCUCGCCGUGGAGUGUUUCAUCUGGGCCAGGAGGGUCUGCUCGUUUCCAACAGGGAGUUUGAGCGCUGGAAAGCUUGGGUUAACCAUUACACCCAUCAUCUUAUAUCCCGUGGGGCUAGUUUGCUCACUCUGAAGGCCAGUUUUGAUCUAGGGGACCCGUGCAAUAAAUGGGGAGAGCUCCUAUCACACCUUCUAGAGAACGUGCAUUGCCGUGAUCUCAGUCAUUUAGAUCUGAACUGGACAUUUACACUGCUGGAGCCCCUCGACCUUCGUGUUCACACCAGUUCUAGUUCUCACCAAGACAAUAUUACCAAGAUGGACCAGGUUAAUAACUUCCAGAUUCUCCUGACCAGACUCGUCCACAGCUGUCCCAGGAUAACCAAAAUGCGGCUGCACUUCGACUGGUCUGAAACAUCAGUUACGCUGAUCACUCAGUUUCAACACCUUCGUAUCUUAGAACUGAAGUAUUUUUGGGUAUUCAAAGGGGUCAGCCCAAACACUUUACAGACACUGACGAAAUCACUCCCUAAUCUAAAGUCCCUUACGCUCCAUGUUCUUGUACCACUGCGAAAUUUAGGCAUCUCGUACACCCUCGAAUCGCUUUCGCUCGAGUUCUUGGAUGUGUCGCCCAGUCGCGGUCUGGUCUUCUCCUGCCUCAACCUUCCAGCGCUGCGAGAGCUGCGGGCGAAGAAGAUCGUUCGGGGCAUUACUCUGGACCGCCGGACUCGACUACGCAUACAGAGCCGAUGGCCUUGCUUGUAUCAGGUCUUACGUGAAGGGACGCCCAAACUUCAGGCCCUUAACAAUGAAAGACUCCUUCCCAACUGGAAAGAGCAAAGUUACAGAGAGCUGACGUCAAUCCUCCAGCAGUCUUGCUAUUGCCUUCAGCAUUUAGACAGCUGGCUCUGGUGAAGUCGAGACUUAAACAAUCACAGGCCGCACAUUAAUGGCCUGAAGGGACACGACCACAUCCUGAAGAAAAACAUUAGAAGGACCAAAAAUAUAAUCAGAUAACACAAUUCUGAUCCUCUCUAAUGAAAAUUAUUUAACGCUGUAAAUUAAUUAUACAUCAGCCACCCCUUGCUAGGAAAUAAUUGGAUUAAAUUUCAAUAUAUGUCCAUUUUCUUAACCUCACAAUUAUGCCUAAAAAGAGUUUUGACUUGUGCUAUGAAGGUUUAUGUUUCCUGGCUGAAGUGUGUGCAUUUUUUAGGAGCUUAUGUGAAUUCAGGAAAAUUGUUCUAUUGUGCAAAAAGGAGGAUAAAAAGGAGGAUAAAGCGGAUUGCAGCAAUGGAGUGUGGAUCACUUUGACAAGAACUCUUAAUUCCUUAAAACAUUUCAUUCCUUGUGUGUUUCAGUAGGAAUCAUCAAAAAUAGAGGGUUUAUUCAUGUGAAUCUGUGUCCUGAACUAGAUUUUACUGAAGUGUUUUCCGUAAUCUGUGACCAAAUGUCCUGAUAAUCUAUAUUUCAGACAACUUUUUCCUCUUCUGACAAUUUAAUUUUAAUCUUACUUUCAUAAACUGGAAUUUAAAUAGAUUGAUUUUAUUUUUGUUUGAGCCUUUGAUUAAGUAUUUUAAGGAUUUUCACUUGAGUGAAAAUAUACGUAUUAUAUUGCAUCCUCAAAUUUGGGGCAAAUUCCUUACAUAUUACAAUUAAAAGCAAAGUCUUGAGGCUUUGUAAAGAAGUAAUGAGAGUAAAACUUGAACUGCUAAGACAUUCUUUACAUGAUGAGGCGUCAGCUGACCAAUGAAUAGGCAUGUGUUGAUUGAGAUCAGAUGCUCAGCAUUCAUGCUAAGCGUUAACAUAAUGUGCCUUUAAUGAAGAUUUUCUUUGAUUUUAUGGAAUGAAAAUAUUGCCUUUAGUCCCAAAAACUAAUAGACAAGUCAUAUAUGUCAUGUGAAUAGUUCCAAUUUUUUUUUUCUCAUUGAAAACAACCAGUGGAUGAUAUGUGAUUUGUGUGCAUGGUUUGUGCUCAUCCACAGGAUGGCUCCAUACCCUUUUUUUUCCUAGCUGUUGUGUCUCUUUCUUGCCACCUCUAAAAACAGCAUUGGUGUAUUGAUAAAUUAAUUCUGUGUACUGGCUGGAACUCAAAUAGCUACAAUAAAUUGAUAUGAUUUUACUAAAUAA